This is a messenger RNA of Thermochaetoides thermophila DSM 1495, 1635 nucleotides long. RefSeq lists its product as uncharacterized. Bases 1 to 1635 code for a protein of 544 amino acids. Gene Ontology annotation, cellular component: cytoplasm. The record is from RefSeq and is a predicted model, not a curated record. Lineage: Eukaryota; Fungi; Ascomycota; Sordariomycetes; Sordariales; Chaetomiaceae. Gene Ontology annotation, biological process: mitochondrion distribution. The transcript has 5 exons.
AUGCACGAAAUCAUCACACUCCAGCUUGGGCAACAAAGUAACUACCUUGCUACACAUUUUUGGAAUGCCCAGGAAUCAUACUUCACAUAUGGGGAAGAUCAAGCACUAUCGCCCAUUGACCAUGACAUCCAUUUCAGACCUGGUCUUGCCCCAGAUGGUACAGAGACUUAUAUGCCUCGUACUGUCAUAUACGACCUGAAAAGCUCUUAUGGCACCCUCCGUAAGAUCAAUGCUCUUUAUGAGAUUGUCGAGGAAGAAGACAGUCAACCACAGGCUCUCUGGCAAGGUCAAGCAACCAUUCACAAAGCCCCUGCCAUCCCCGAGUCUCCUUACCAAGCCGCUCUCAACUCAGGCUUGACCCCUUCUCGCCCUUCUCCCUCUCAAAUCCGCUUUUUCUCCGACUACUCCCGCAUUUUUUAUCACCCACGCUCAAUCAUCCAACUCAUCGCUCCUGAACUUGAGCUUCAUCUCAAUGCCAACAUCGCCUCCUCCAGCAGCGCUGCCUCGGCAGGCCCAAGUACCUCGAGCAUCCCGCCGCCCCUGGAGCGGUACGCUGCUGGCGAAGAACUUUUCAAUGACCUAGAUAAAGAGCAUGACUUGCUGGAUCGCGACUUAAGGCCAUUCGUGGAGGAAGCAGACCACAUGCAAGGCGUGCAGGUCAUCGCGGGGAUGGAUGACGCGUGGGGAGGGUUUGCGUCACAGUAUGUGGAGAGGAUAAGGGAUGAGUAUGGGAAAGUAGGCAUUUGGGUUUGGGGCGUAGAAAAUGGUCCUGCUUGGGGUGUUUCGAGGGAAAGGCGCCUUCUCCGCCUAGCCAACAAAGCCCGCUCCCUCAUCGAAGUAUACAAGCAAGCCUCCAUCAUCGUUCCACUAGCAGUCCCCGAGCGCUUGCCCUUGAGGCUUCAACUGGACUACUCCUCGCAAUGGCAUACCUCCGCGCUGCUCAUGGCCGCAAUGGAAAGCGCCACACUACCCUCGCGGUUGCGCGACCCCUUGAAGCGCGACACACUCAGUGACAUGGCCGAACUGCUCAAUACUAUGGGCAAGCAGAGCGUUGCGGGGUUACAGAUGAGCUUUUCUGCGGUUGAGUCGGGGCAAAGGGAUCAUAGGGACCCGUUAUCGCAGAGACGAAAGUUGACUGAGGAAGAGCUUUCCGAGGGCGUGCAGCUAGAUGUCAAAUUCACGCCGUCUGAUCAGCUCGAGCCGUAUGGGAGACGCAAUGGGUACUUGGCCUUGAAUCCGAGGGUUUUCAGCCAGUUGAUCUCGUUACGGGGUUAUAGUGAAGCGGAUAAUGACGAACAGCUCCCAAUGGUUGAUGAGAGGGGUCGGAUAAUACGCCAGAGUGCGUAUGAGCCCAUCACCAAGACCUAUGCUACUCCGUUACACUUCCCUGUCCUCGAUAGCUACCCUGAGAUUUUCCGAAAUGAUGUUGGAACACCUGUUGGAGAUGUCGUCAACAUCACGACCAAUUUGGCAACUGAUUCCUCGGUGUUUGGCCGAUUGAAGAGGUUACGUCAGACAGUGUUACGGUCAUUUUCUAUUGAGGACAGAGAGACACUGGGCAAUGAACUCAUGGAGAUGGCGGAUGAGUAUCAUGAGGGAUGGUCCAGCGGGACUGACGAUGGAGAAGAUGAUUGA